Messenger RNA from Chelmon rostratus (copperband butterflyfish), 3113 nucleotides. RefSeq names its product FILIA-N KH-like domain-containing protein. Bases 57 to 1118 code for a protein of 353 amino acids. NCBI's taxonomy places the organism in Eukaryota, Metazoa, Chordata, Actinopteri, Chaetodontiformes, Chaetodontidae. The record is from RefSeq and is a predicted model, not a curated record. The transcript is spliced from 4 exons.
CAGCCUGGUGGACACACACUUCAGCCCCUGAACUUGUCGAUCCUUGAACCACCAUCAUGGACCUGGACCCGGCCGUCAUCAUCCCCGCCAUCCUCUUCACCGUCGUGGCCAUUUAUUUCGCCUCGUCGCUCCUGAGCAAGAAGCCCGACGCCUCCUCCUCCUCCUCAGCCGGGAACAAGAAGCCCAAAGUCGGCUACGGAGACGACAUCCCCCCGUCCAGAGCUCUGGGUGAACCGCUCCGACCCGCGCCCGAAGCCUCCCCGCGCCCAGAGCCUCCAGCUCCGGCUGUGGAGGACAUCGGAGCGGCUGAGAAGAUCCAGGACUCACAUGAGAAGGCUGUUCUAGAAACCGUGUCAACCCCAGAACCAGCCCCUGAACCUGUCCCAGAACCAGUAAAGGCACCAGAACCAGUCCCUGAACCUGUCCCAGAACCAGUAAAGGCUCCAGAACCUAUCCCAGAACCAUUGAAAGCACCAGAACCAGUCAAAGAACCAGAAACUGUCCCAGAACCAGUAAAGGCACCAGAACCUUCCCCAGAACUGGUAAAAGUACCAGAGACAGUCCCAGAACCAGAGACUGUUCCAGAACCAGUUGCAGUACAGGAACUAGCUGCUGCACCAGAACAUAUCCCAGAGCCAGAACCUGUAACAGAGCCAGUGUCUGUACCUGAACCUGUCCCAGAACCAGUAUCUGUACCUGAACCUGUCCCAGAACCAGCAUCUGUACCUGAACCUGUUCCAGAACCAGUAUCCGUUACUGAACCUGUCCCAGAAGCUGAUCCAGAGCCUGUGGCUAAGUCUGAACCGGAAUCAGAAGCAGUCCAGCAGUCUGUGACUGAACCUGAUGUAGAGGCAUCACCUGACCCUGAACCGGAACCAGAACCGGAGACCAUCCUGAACAAUGACGUGGCUGCAGCUGAAGACCAGGUGAAGUUCACUCCAGGAAAGAAACAGAGCAAGUUUGAGACGCUGAUGACGAAGGAGGAGAUCGAGGAGGAGCAGAGGGUGCAACAGGAGCAGCUGGCAGCCAUCUUCCUGCUGCUGAGGGAGAACCAGGAGGUGCUGGGGGAGGUGACGGAGGGAGACAUGGAGGAGCAGCUGAAGCUCUACUCCCUCUGAGACGCCGUCCGUCCUGUCAGUUAUCACAGCGACACUGACUCACAAAACCUGAAUGUAAAAUAUUGCAAACUGAAAGUUUUCGACUCGUUUCAGUGGAAAUGUUUUGUUUUCUGUCCUGUUCGCUCUGCAAACUAAACAUCUGACUGCAGUCCUCUGAUCAGUGUUCAAUGAAAUCGAUGUUAUUGAUCAGGCUUUAGAUGAGAGAUUACAGUUCUUAUUUCUUUAGUACUUAUGGGGAAUCAAUAAAUCACACGUAGGGUUUGUUAUAUUGUUUCAUGAUGGCAGGUUCAGUGUAUUAUUACUGUGAAUCAAACACUUGUGACACUUUAAAGCUGUGCUAUACUUAUUUUACUUUGGGAAACUUUUUCUACUGUAAAAACUCUUUUUAAAAAAUGAUUAAAGCUGCUUAAACCUGCACCUCAGAGGCAGCGGAUGUACCUCCGGCUGUUGCUUUAAGAGCUUUAAAAUGACAACAAACCUGAUAUGAGCUGAACCCAGAUCAGAUCUUCUGUCCUGUCAUAUCAUCAGAUCAUUAAGGGACAUUUAUUGGGCAGACAGGACAGGAGUCCAGCUGUGUGUCUUAUUUUAUAUCACAGUUUGUUUCACAGCUGAAUUCUCAGCCUGAACUCAUCAUUAUUCCAUCACAGCAUUCGGUGUAUCUGCAGCAGCUGUUUGUAGCUCAGCGUUAGCCUCGAGCUAACGUCACUGUUCACUACGUUUAGUUUUGUCAUCGGUAAAUUAAAAAAGCUCACUAACUACUUCAUAAACACUAGUCAAAAAUAUUAACAGCAACUAACUGCAGCUGUAACUACUGUGUAGCUAAAUGACAAAGCUAACAUUAGCAUGCUAAUGUCUGACCUGUUUAGAGUAAAACAGGUAAUCUGGAGUGCAGUCGACAUUAAUAAAUAUUCACUGUGCAUGAUUUUAAGUUACAUUUCACUAAAAUAACCCAAUACACCCAAAUUAUGAAACAUAAUACUGUUAUUAACAUUUAACUAAAUUAGUUAGCUUAGCAUAAUCAGAUAUGCCCCUCUCAUUAUAAACUGUAUGAACACUACUGACUCUGAAACACACAAAUAAAAUAAAAAAUAAUAUCUACAUUUACAAUGAUUCAGUUUUUAGCCUCUAAAUCAUUUUAGGAAGUUCUGCUAGCUUGUGAGGCUGCGGUGACUUCCUGGUUACAUAGUUGGCUGCUUCUGAUUGGACAGCGCUACAGAUGUUUCCGAGCAACCAGUUUCUACAGUUCUGGAUUUCUUCUUCAGGUUUGAAGAAGAUGUUUGAUGAAGACGUCUUCAUCCUGCCACCACAGCUCUGCUCAUCCUCUUCCUCAGGUUCUGCAGUCAGAGCCGAACUUCACGGCCAGCGAACACGAUUUUACUGAAAGACGAGUUAUUUCAAACAGUUAGAAAAUUAAGUCAAGUGGAGAUUUAUGAUUUUAUAUAUUCUAUAUUUACACCAUAUAAUCACUUAACAACUUUUCACUGUUUUUAAUAUCAUAUUCAGACUUUUCUCUCACAAUAAAACAAUUUUAUCUGGAAUAUUAAUACAUGUAUUAAUAUUAAUUUUAUUAAUUUUAUACUUUUAUUCUCAAAAUAUAUCAACCAAAAAGUUAAGACUUUUUAUUAUUAGUACUUUAUCAUAUUACUUUUUUUGCUGAAUUUUUUCUGGAAAUAUCAGGAUUUUCUUUUCUUCAAAUGUUUUAAUAUUCUUAAAAUAUUUCUUGAAGAAUAAUUCUCAACAUAUUUCUUUGUUAUCACAAUAUUUCUGAUUUAUUCUGUAGAUUUAUUGGCUCUAACAUGUCGCCAUAGUUCUGUUUCAGAGAAUAGUCGUAGAAGAACCUCUGAGGGUCACUGGCUUGUUUAGGACCGGGGCGUGCUGCAUUAUGGGUAAUGUAGUGUUUCAGCUGAUGUUUAUUGGCUCUGUGUGUUUUUUAGAUAAUCCAACAGUUGAGGCUGAUUUUGAUUUUAAAUGAACUGUAAAGACUUUUUCAUGACA